UCGAAUACAUUAUUCAAAAUGAUACAAAUAUUAAAGAAACAAAUUUCAACACAUUUGAAGAAAUAUAGAAAUGUUAAUACAUGGUCAGCUUUAGCAACAGCAUUCAACACUAUUACCAAAGAAAAGUAUAAAUAUCUUUUAAAGAAAGAAACUGGAUUAUUUGGUAUGGCUGAGUUGAAAACUCCUGAAGGAUUUCAUGUUCUAAAGGAUAAAGCAAUAUCCCAGACAGAUAUGCUUAUAGCAGAAUCUAUUAAUUCAAGUAGAACACGUAAGAUGGUAGAAAUUUUUGAUGACAUGUCUGACACUUUGUGUAAAGUUGCAGACUUAGCAGAGUUUAUUAGAAUUGCUCACCCAGAUAAAGAAUUUGUUAGAGCUGCAGAGUAUACUUGUUUAUCUAUUAGUGAUAUGGUAGAAAAACUAAAUACUCAUCGUGAAAUAUAUAAUGCACUAAAGCAGGUAGUAGAUAAUGGAGAUAUUCAGAAAACAUCUACUGUAGAUGAUCAUGUUGCAAAAUUGUUCUUGCUUGAUUUUGAACAGUGUGCUAUACAUUUGCCAGAAUCUAUCAGGGAAAAUGUUGUACAACUGAACUAUCAUAUAUUACAAGUUGGUCAAAAAUUCAUGGCAGGUACUAGCAAAGUAAGAGCUGUAGAUGCUAACAUUCUGUCACCAGAACUAAGGCAAUAUUUUACAGUAAAAAAUAAUAAAGUAAUAGUGCAAGGACUUUAUGUAGAUUCUUCUAAUUAUUUGGUUCGCGAAGCAGUAUAUCGUAUAUAUUUAUAUCCAGAUGAGGAACAAGAAUAUUUAUUACAAGAACUGUUAAACUUAAGGCACAAUUUGGCUGAACUGUGUGGAUUUUCAUCAUAUGCCCAUCGAGCAAUGAUAGGAAGUACAGUAAAAACACCAGAAGUAGUACAUGAAUUUCUUAACAUUUUGAAUGACAAUAUAAAAUUCAAAGCAACACAAGAUUUUAAAGAGAUGCAAAAGAUGAAAGAUUCCGAAUCACUUACAAAACAGAGUAUAAUGCCAUGGGAUACUACUUAUUUUACAUUAAAAGCAAAGAAAACCUGGUUAAAUACAUCCAUUAAUGAAUUUGCACCAUACUUUUCACUUGGUUCUUGCAUGGAUGGUAUUAAUAAUUUGACCUUAGCAUUGUAUGGAAUUCGGUUAGAAUAUGUCCCAAUUUUAUCUGGUGAAGUUUGGGCAAGCAACAUACACAAAAUUGCUGUGAUUGAUGAAAAUGAAGAAAUAUUGGGUUAUAUAUAUUGUGACUUUUUUGAAAGAGAAGGAAAACCUAAUCAGGACUGUCAUUUUACUAUUAGAGGCGGAAGACAAUUAUCAGAUGGAUCUUACCAAAAUCCGAUAGUAGUAUUGAUGUUGUCGUUACCGCUUCCAACGUGGAACAAACCAUGUUUAUUAAACCCUGCUUCUGUAGAAAAUUUAUUUCAUGAAAUGGGUCAUGCAUUGCAUUCUAUGUUAGGCAGAACAAAGUAUCAACAUGUAACUGGAACUAGAUGUAGUACCGAUUUUGCAGAAGUGCCAAGUAUACUAAUGGAAUAUUUUGCAAGUGAUCCAAGAGUUGUAUCUACAUUUGCAAAACACUUUGAAACAUUGGAACCAAUACCAACAGCUUUAGUAGAAAAAUUAUAUGCCUCAAAAAAUAUAUUUUGUGCUUCUGAGUUACAAAAUCAAAUAUUCUAUAGUAUGUUGGAUCAAGUUUAUCACAGUAAAAAAUUGGAAAAGUCAACAACUGAUGUUUUAAGAGAAAUACAAGGAAAAUACUAUGAACUUCCUUAUAUUGAAAAUACGGCAUGGCAAUUAAGAUUUUCUCAUUUAGUCGGCUAUGGUGCCAAGUAUUAUUCUUAUUUAAUUUCUCGUGCAAUUGCUACUUGGAUUUGGCAAACUUAUUUUCAAGCAGAUCCUUUUAAUCGAACAGCUGGUGAUCGAUAUCGAAAAGAGUGUUUAGUACAUGGAGGUGGUAAACCACCUUCCACUCUAGUAUCUGAUUUUUUAAACAAAGAAGCUAGCGCUAGUAAUUUCGCAAAAUCCUUGCUUAAUGAAAUCGAUAUGAAAACUGAACACGUACAAAAAGUAAGGGGACUAGCUUAAUCGUGUUCAAACAAUGAUUGAUAUAGUAAUAUUUAAAAUGUAAGGUGCUUAAAAAGUUUUUCUACUAUGUACAAAAAUUUUGUCACAAGGAACAUAU
This is a messenger RNA of Megachile rotundata (alfalfa leafcutting bee), 2203 nucleotides long. Its product is annotated as mitochondrial intermediate peptidase. Gene Ontology annotation, molecular function: metalloendopeptidase activity. The record is from RefSeq and is a predicted model, not a curated record. Gene Ontology annotation, cellular component: mitochondrion. Gene Ontology annotation, biological process: peptide metabolic process. NCBI's taxonomy places the organism in Eukaryota, Metazoa, Arthropoda, Insecta, Hymenoptera, Megachilidae.